This is a messenger RNA of Plectropomus leopardus (leopard coralgrouper), 1053 nucleotides long. It is a transcript of the gene rom1a, whose product is annotated as retinal outer segment membrane protein 1a. NCBI's taxonomy places the organism in Eukaryota, Metazoa, Chordata, Actinopteri, Perciformes, Serranidae. The record is from RefSeq and is a predicted model, not a curated record. Gene Ontology annotation, cellular component: plasma membrane. Gene Ontology annotation, biological process: visual perception.
AUGGUGGUGAUGAAGAUGAAGUUCCCCUUUCAGAAAAGGGUGAAGUUGGCCCAGGGACUGUGGCUCCUCUCCUGGUUUGCCACAGUGGCCGGGGCCAUCACCUUCACCCUGGGCUGCAUCCUCAAGACGGAGCUCCGCAGGAGGGCAGAGGUAAUGGAUAACUCUGACAUUCAUGUUGUGCCCAACACCCUCAUGAUUGUCGGUCUGGCCUCGUUGGGCAUCAACUACUUUGCCUCAAAGAUCUGUCAGGAUGCUCUGGACGCCGGGCGAUUCCCCCGCUGGAAGAACAUGCUGAAGCCCUAUUUUGCCGUCUCUUGUUUCUUCACUGUCCUCAUGCUGCUAGCCGUCAUCAUGAGCUACGCCAUGAAGGGCAGCCUGGAGUCUUCCCUGAAGGCCGGCCUGAGGAACGGCAUCCGCUUCUACAAGGACACCGACACCCCGGGCCGCUGCUUCCAGAAACAGAACAUCGAUCGGCUGCAGAUGGAGUUUCAGUGUUGUGGGAACAAUGACUUCCGGGACUGGUUUGAGGUGCAGUGGAUCAGCAACCGCUACCUGGACUUCAGCUCCAAGGAGGUCAAAGACCGCAUCAAGAGCAAUGUGGACGGACGUUACCUGGUAGACGGAGUCCCUUUCAGUUGCUGCAACCCCAGCUCUCCGCGGCCGUGCAUCCAGUACCAGCUCACCAACAACUCAGCUCACUACAACUACGAAUACCAAACGGAGGAGCUCAACAUCUACCUGCGCGGCUGCAGAGAGGCGCUGGUCAACUACUACAUGGGCCUGAUGAACACCAUUGGGGCUGGAGUUCUGUCUGUCUUCCUUUUACAGGGCUCUGUGCUGGUGAGCUUGCGGUUCCUGCAGACCGCCAUGGAAGCACUGGCGGGGAAUGAAAACACAGAGAUUGAGACAGAAGGGUACUUGCUGGAGAAAUCAGUCAAAGACACCAUCAUGGAGUACCUUGACCCCGUGUUGAAGUUCCUCCUGCUUACAAACCAGGUGGAGGAGGGCACUCCUGGAGCCGCAGCCCCGGCUCCAGCACCGGCAACUAAAUAA